AGACCCGGAUACUUCACAGCAUAAGGGAUUGCCCAAAAUUCCAUCAAGCAUUCUCAAGACGUUAGAUUUUUGCGACCACUAGUCCCUCAGACGUUAAGAUAUUACAAGACAACAAAAUGGCCCUUGACAAGAAACCAGCGCCACAAAUGGUUCAAAGUGCCGUGGCCCUGUUUCAGGGUGCAAAGGGAUAUCCGGAACGGCCUGAAGACAAAGCCCAGCCAUGGAAGAAGUGGUUUAACCCCGAGCCUCAGUCCGACAAUCCCGUGGUUGUGUUGGUUCCCUCAAAGUACGACUUCGGCUCGGCCAACCUGGGCGGGUUCUAACCUACCUUGGACUGAAUAUGCCAGGUCUCUUCCAGUCAGAUCUUGGAAUUGCUGCAAACACAGUGGGGGGGUUUUUUUUUUUUUUUUGGGGGGGGGGGGGGGGGCUGUGAACUUUAGCUUCGUACGAUGAUGGAUUUCAAGGGGCGAUGGGAUCUGUGUUUUCGUAGCUUAACAUGAUCUAUUGCUGAACCAAUUUCCC
Trichoderma atroviride IMI 206040 is the source of this 522-nucleotide messenger RNA. The record is from RefSeq and is a predicted model, not a curated record. NCBI's taxonomy places the organism in Eukaryota, Fungi, Ascomycota, Sordariomycetes, Hypocreales, Hypocreaceae.